UGGUUGUGUUUGUCGCACCUUUGCUUACCUGAGUAAAGGGCUAUUGAGACGCCCGUAGCAGAAGUGAAACAUGUCCCCUGCUUGGAGAACACAUGUUAGCAGCCUACAGCUAGCAUGCUAACUAGGCUAAAGCUAACAGGCAGUGGCUGACAUAGACAUCUUACAAGUAGACUCAGCAUUGGCUGCAGUGACGCGAGAAAUUCGGCCGCCAUCUUGAAGUGGUGAUGAGCCAGCGAGCAGCCUAAACUGACAAUUGACAGGCUGAAAUAUGCGACGAGGGGAGCAUCCUCCGCAGGCGUUCCAGGCACCUGUGGACGUCCACGCCAGCGCGGAUGGUCAGGUUUACAUGUUCAACAGUAAAGCCAACGAGUCGGCUACGUCGUCGGAUGAGGAGGAGAUGGAGAUGAGACCCCGGGCGUGCUUUGAACCAGAACCGGACUGGCUGAGGAACGUCCACUUGUUGGAAAGGAAAGUAUCAGACAAUGACAAUCUCAACAAGCUGGCAUUGCAAUAUGGCUGCAAGGUGGCAGAUAUCAAGAGAGUAAACAACCUCAUCCAGGAGCAGGAUUUAUUUGCACUGAAAUCUAUAAAAAUCCCGGUCCCCAAACACAGCUUUUUAACAGAGACGUACGUCGACUCUCAAGAAGAAGCUUCGAGUUCCACUUGUACGCCUCAGGAGUGGGACUCAGCCCGGCCGUAUCGACACGAAGUCACAAACUUUCUCGUGGAGGUGGACGACGACGUGAAGAACUUGAUUCAGACGACAGACGAUCAGGACGUGGAUUUAUUGGAUGACAAACCCAAAAGGUUGGGUCUCAGGGGACCGAAGCUAAAGGGUCUUGGUGCAGACUGGGGCAUCCAGUGGUGGAACGCUGUGGUCGCCAUGCUCCUCAUCGGCAUCGUCCUACCCUUAUUUUAUGUCAUUUACUUCAAAACGAAACACAGUGGGGCAACCUCGCCACCAGAUGGCACCAUUGUGUCUAUCGUGUUUUCUAACAACUCAGGGACCACCUUUGGUACCAAUGGACCUCCCCACUCACAAGAACCAGGAUAGACACUUUAACAUCAAGUGCGACAGAAAUAUUUGCACUUUUGGUUUUAAGUUUGUAAGUUUUUGCAUGUCAUCAAUCUCAUUUGACACAGGAAUGUUUUUUUCACUAAUAUGAAAUUUCAAAAUUGGUAAAAAAUUAAUAAUCUUGUCUUUUUUUCUGCAGUGAUAUAUUUUAACUUGAGUUUAUUCAGUGUUUAUUUAUUAGUUUUUCUCAGUUCAUUUUUGUCAUCCCUGAAUUCAGUGCCAAGAGUGUGAGAGGUGUUUACAAUAGUAAUGCAGUGCAAUAAUAAUAAUCAUUGUGACUUGGACAGUACCUUUUAGACCACAAGGUAUUUAUGAAACAUACAGGUGAAAUAUUGGAAAUAUUGUGCAAAAAUUAAUUUGUGUCAGCAUUUCAACUUGGAAUGUGAAACCAAUAUGUAAUACAAACUCAUUACAUGCAAAGUGAGAUAUGUCAAGCCUUUAUUUAUGAUCAUUUUGAUGAUCAGAAUGAUCCGUUUUUGAAAAACCAAAGUUUUAAGCCAUAAUCAUAAAGAGUAUAUCAGAAGAAGACUUGGAUUAUCUAGAGUUGCAUGUUAUGAGCCCAUGUCAUAUUUUAAUGUGUACCUUGUAAAUCUAAUUGCUGGAAUAAAUUAACCUUUGCGCAAUAUUCAAAUUAUUUCAAUUUCACCUGUAAUGCCAAUCAAUACCUGAUGUGUUAUGCCAUAAGAUUUGCCUCAAAUUGUAUAUACUAAUAAUUGCACCUUUUUAUGAUUGUGGAAAACUUCAGGGACUUAACUUUUUGUGUGUACCAGCUUUAUGUUAGCAAGCAUAUUAAUUUCUUUGGGUAUAUAUACUUUUGCAGGACUUUUAUUUCAGCACUUUUGACACAAACCUAUGCAAGGCCAUCUGGUGCUUUUUGUCCAACACAAGGCAGUCAAAAAGUCAACACAAUUCUUGAUUCAAAGCAACACCCGCAAUGUACAGUCUAACCGCAAUGUAUAACUUGAAACAGAUUACAGGUUGGAAAAGCCCAUCCUGUUUGCAUAGAAACUGCCUAAAAAAUACUUUUUCUUAAAUGUAUUUAUAUUUAAAAAAUAUGCAUAAUUUUUAAAUAAAUGUUUGCAUAAUAAAAAUAAAUUGUCCACCCCUGUUUGAUGUUUGCCUGAAAGAUGUUGUAUGUUCAGAGACAAGAUCUGACUGGUGUAUUGUCAGAUUUCACUUCAAAAUAAACUCAAACGGGACUUUAGAUAAAAGUUUUGACAGGUUUUGAGCAAAUAAAUGAUGUGUAGUCAUAUACAAAAAUAAUCCUGUGUAAGAUUCUGACAAUAAAACGGUAUUGGUGUUAA
Molecule: messenger RNA, 2379 nt
Organism: Nerophis ophidion (straightnose pipefish)
Lineage: Eukaryota; Metazoa; Chordata; Actinopteri; Syngnathiformes; Syngnathidae
Gene: lysmd4
Product: LysM, putative peptidoglycan-binding, domain containing 4
Exons: 3
Coding region: 269-1054 (261 amino acids)
Source: RefSeq, a predicted model, not a curated record